AUGGAGGUGCGUUUUGGACAGGUUCCUCUGGCCGUUACGCACCGACACGGUGGCGUGAACCAGCUCGGCGGUGUCUUCAUUAACGGGCGCCCGUUACCGCACGUGGUGAGGCAGGGCAUCGUGGAGCUGGCGCAGCGGGGGGUUCGUCCCUGUGAGAUCUCCCGCCGCCUGCGAGUCAGUCACGGCUGUGUCAGCAAAAUACUGUCCAGGUACAAUGAAACAGGAAGCAUCAAACCAGGAAUGAUUGGGGGCUCUAAGCCCAAAGUGGCCACUCCCAGAGUCGUGCAAAGAAUCCUGCAUCUGAAACACGAACACCCCACUAUGUUCGCCUGGGAGAUCCGAGACAGGCUGGUGCUGGAGCGAGUGUGUGACCACAGCAGUGUGCCCAGCAUCAGCUCCAUCAACAGGAUCAUUAGGAACAAAGUCCAGUGUGAGUCUAAUGAAACUGUGUCAUCAGCAGCAUCUGUUGCCAUGGGAGCAGCUUGUUCCUCUGAGUCCAGCUUUUCUAUCAGCGGGAUUCUGGGAAUCAGAAAACACAGCAGUAGACAUAAACAAGAAGGGGACGUCUCCUGCGGCGCGAACCACAACCAGCCAUGUCCCUGUUAUGAUGCCUGGGGACAGUCUGACCCCUGCCUCACCUCGACCUCCAGCCUGACCUUUCACCCCAGCCUGCCAGCUAGUCAUAAUCCAAAUCUGUUAGGGCCUUCAUGUCACCAGUGCUUGAGGGGGAGCAUCAUUAGGGGCCCCAUGAUGGAGAACAGCGACCGUUUCCUCUCCUUUGUGAGCGUCUCCCCGGCCUUCCCCUCCAGCAUGAGGGAUUAA
This is a messenger RNA of Stegastes partitus (bicolor damselfish), 822 nucleotides long. RefSeq names its product paired box protein Pax-5-like. The record is from RefSeq and is a predicted model, not a curated record. Lineage: Eukaryota; Metazoa; Chordata; Actinopteri; Pomacentridae. Gene Ontology annotation, molecular function: RNA polymerase II cis-regulatory region sequence-specific DNA binding; DNA-binding transcription factor activity, RNA polymerase II-specific. The transcript has 8 exons. Bases 1 to 822 code for a protein of 273 amino acids. Gene Ontology annotation, biological process: regulation of transcription by RNA polymerase II; anatomical structure development.